Messenger RNA from Rosa chinensis, 1134 nucleotides. RefSeq lists its product as uncharacterized. The record is from RefSeq and is a predicted model, not a curated record. Gene Ontology annotation, cellular component: nucleus. Gene Ontology annotation, biological process: regulation of exit from mitosis. The coding region runs from base 158 to 940 and encodes 260 amino acids. Lineage: Eukaryota; Viridiplantae; Streptophyta; Magnoliopsida; Rosales; Rosaceae. The transcript is spliced from 5 exons.
UGUUUGGAGUCUAGUUUCUACUUAACGACAGUAAAUAUUGCAACAUUAUUUUUACCGUAGCGAUAAAAGGCUGGGCCAGUUGAGCCGUAGAUAUAUCCGUUUGAAAUUUGAAUUCUCAGAUAGUUCUCUCGGGACGAAGAAGAUAGAGUCAUCGGAGAUGGAGUUCACGGCCAACUCACUGGACGGCUCCGUCAUCUUCCACGCCAUUAACGAAAUCUCAAGUUUCCUACUCUUCAUGCACCAGCAAAUCCCCGCUGUCUUACAGGACAUCACCGCGGAAUUCGAUUCCCGCUGCGACGAGUACAAGGCCUUGGAAUCGGCUCUGAGAGAAGACCAGGUGAUGCCGGCGCUGCGGAGAAAGCACGCCGGCGAAAUGAGGGAAGCCAAGCGAGGGGUUCGAAGGUUCCAGAAGCUGAUGCACGGCGUUUCGAAUUUCCAAACGGCGCUGAAGACGGUCAUCAGCGGAACUCCUCGGUUCCGAACAGCGCUUCUGAUUCUCGGAGGGAAUCCAAUGCGACCUCAACACGUGUACGAAUUGAGCUUCUCCGGAAAUGUCAGUGGCAAAGAAUUGGAUUUUGCGAAAAGCAGAGCGGCGGAAGUGCUUUGUAGAAAAGCGAUUCGGGGGUUGGUCUCGGAGAAUGUUGGGUCUGUUUCGUAUCCGGGUCCUUGGAAGCUGUUCCUGUUGGUUAAAGCUCCCUCUUCUUUCAAUCAGCCUCUGCAUUUUCUUCCCAAGCGAGGUUUUAAAUACAGCAACAAGAUUGUGCCUAUGAGGCUAAGCUUCAAAUGCAAAAACCAGAACCAGAACAUUGAUCAGUUUUCGCAAACGGGCAGCUCUGAUGGGUUGGUUCAGUCUGCUCCGGAUGGGGAUGAUUUUAUAUGGUUUCAAUGUCGACAUGUAAUCAAGGGAAUAGCAUUUAACACAGUACCUGAAGGAGAAUAGCUCGACAUGUUUCAUGGUUGGGACUGUAAACAGGCUUUACUUGUAACAUUUUAUCUGUAUCCGUAGGAACUUUGUUCUAUAAAACAUCUAGUAACAAUUUUGACUCUCUUUAUAGUUCCCUUAGUUGAAAUAUUCUGGACUUGCGUUAUAUCUGGCUAUUUUGUUUAUUGCUCUCUCAAUUACCAAAACCUUAC